AAGAGAUACCUACGGAUGCUGAUUUUAGCCAUCUACACGAAUGAGGAAGACCCUCAGACGAUCACAGAAUGUUACCAGUUUAAGUUCAAGUACCUGGUGAGCGGGCCCACCAUGGACUUUGCAAGCAACAACAAGAAAAUCAGCAGCACUGUGAGCUGUUCGGACACGAAGAAAGCCAGUAUCUUGCUGAUUCGCAAGCUCUACGUCCUGAUGCAGAGCCUGAGACCCCUCCCCAACGAUAUCUGCCUGAAAAUGAAGCUGUCCUACUAUGAUGAAGGUAAUGUACUGCGUCGCUGUGUGUGCAUGUUCACCCACCGCCCCUCUCUGCCUUGCUGUGUGACGUGGGCAAUGAUAAAGCCCUCUCUUCUCCUCUCGCCAUCGCCAUAG
Messenger RNA from Chiloscyllium plagiosum (whitespotted bambooshark), 387 nucleotides. The record is from RefSeq and is a predicted model, not a curated record. NCBI's taxonomy places the organism in Eukaryota, Metazoa, Chordata, Chondrichthyes, Orectolobiformes, Hemiscylliidae.